AUGAGAUUUCUUAUAGCUGAGCAGUUCAACGCACUGGCCGGCGGCGUAAUUCAAGUAUCAGACGCAAUGUGCGUGAUGCUGCUACUUCUGCCGCUGUUGCUACCCCCACUACAGCUGCUGGGGAUUAACGGCGCAGUGCUUCCAACUCAGCAGAGGUAAGCCGCACGACGUAAGCCUCGCACAAUAUAAGAAUAAUGCGGAACUUCACAUACUUCAGUGUUUAUAACUUUU
Messenger RNA from Gryllus bimaculatus (two-spotted cricket), 231 nucleotides. NCBI's taxonomy places the organism in Eukaryota, Metazoa, Arthropoda, Insecta, Orthoptera, Gryllidae. The record is from the annotation of a GenBank genome assembly.